This is a messenger RNA of Colias croceus (clouded yellow), 1308 nucleotides long. RefSeq names its product probable phytanoyl-CoA dioxygenase. Gene Ontology annotation, molecular function: phytanoyl-CoA dioxygenase activity. Gene Ontology annotation, biological process: fatty acid alpha-oxidation. The record is from RefSeq and is a predicted model, not a curated record. The transcript has 8 exons. Bases 274 to 1287 code for a protein of 337 amino acids. NCBI's taxonomy places the organism in Eukaryota, Metazoa, Arthropoda, Insecta, Lepidoptera, Pieridae.
AGUGACAGUAUGUCAACAAUAAUAAAAUCAGAUGUUGUAUGAUUUAAUUAAAACUUGAUUUAAACUUGCUAUUUUUAUUGAAAUACGAUUUAUGUGUUCAAUAUUGUAUGAUUGCGAGUUAUUCGGGAUAAAAAAUAAAAUUACUAAACGUACCUAUUGUGAAGUGCAAAAAGGUAAUUUGGAUAACUCUUUAAUUCUCGUUCAGAAACCGUAUUUCAAAUAGUUAAGAAAAAUUGUAAAUAAAAACACAUUAUCUUUAAAGGAUAAUGAUUAAUGGUCUUACAGCUUAAUUAUACUUGUCCAAACAGAUUAUUAGCAAUUGAGAGUGUACUGUGUAGCUUGUAUCUAGUUCAUGGAAAAAAGAGCUUUUUAAAAAUGGAAAUUUCCGCGAAUCCUCAAAUCAAGGCCAUUGCUAACCCAGUAUUUGCUGAUGCAUCAAACAAAUACACAAUUUCUGCGGAACAGAAGAAGUUUUACGAUGACCAUGGGUUCUUGGUUAUUAAGGGAUUAUUUGAAUUUGAUACUUUAUAUAAUUACAAGCGCCAUUUCAUACAAAUGUGCAACGGAGUGGUAGAUAGAGGGAAUGCUACGCUAGUGAAGGAAGCUGUUUUAGCUAAAAAGGGAUUAACAGGGGAGCAAGUUAUUAAUAAGGUACAAGAGAUACACUACGACGACGUGUUCAUGACAUACACAGAACACCCGCGGCUUCUGCACGUGCUGUCGCAGUUCAUUGGCGACAAUAUUACCGUUGUGAACAGCAUGUUUAUUAAUAAACCGCCUGGCAGUGGGCAGCAUCCACCGCAUCAGGAUCUAUUCUACUUCCCAUUCCGUCCAGCUGACAAAAUCAUAGCUUCAUGGACGGCUGUAGAUGACGUCACAAAAGAAAAUGGCUGCCUUUAUGUUAUUCCUGGCUCGCAUAAGAAAAAUAUUUUGUAUCCUCAUGGACAUACUCAAGGUGCAAACAAGCUAUACCACGGUAUUCUAGACGAAUCCGUGUACGAUACAAGCAAAUUUUCCCACUUGGAGAUGAGUCCCGGGGACACUGUAUUCUUUCAUCCGCUUAUAGUUCACGGAUCUGGGCCUAAUGUUACCAAGGCAUACCGCAAAUCGAUAACAGCCCACUACGCAAACAGUUCAUGUUAUUAUAUAGAUGUUAAGAACUCAGUUCAAGAGCCCGUUGCUAAGGAAGUGGAAGCUGAAGCUAAGAGACGCGGGUUCGAACUUAGCUUUCAGGACACAUGGCGAUUCAAGAGUAAGCAAGUACUUGGCGUUCGUUCCUCGCUAUAAUCCAGUUAAAAAGUAAUAAAA